GCUCCAGCGGCAGCGGCAAAACGUACGCGUCGAUGUUGCUGUUGCGCCAGCUGUUCGACGUGGCUGGCGGCGGCCCGGAGACGGAUGCCUUCAAGCACCUGGCGGCCGCCUUCACUGUGCUGAGGUCCCUCGGCAGCGCCAAGACCGCCUCCAACUCAGAGUCCAGUCGCAUUGGUCACUUCAUCGAGGUUCAAGUAACAGACGGCGCCCUGUAUCGUACAAAAAUCCACUGCUACUUCCUCGACCAGACCCGCGUGGUGCGGCCCCUCACCGGCGAGAAGAACUACCACAUCUUCUACCAGAUGCUGGCCGGCCUCAGCGCCGACGAGCGAGCCAAGCUGCACCUGGAGGGCUGCACGCUCUCCAGCCUGCGCUACUUGCGCCAGGGCGACACGCGCCAGGACGACAAGGAGGACGCGCGCCGCUUCGAGGCCUGGAAGUCGUGCCUGGGUGUGCUCGGCAUCCCGUUUAUGGACGUGGUGCGGGUACUGGCCUCUGUCCUGCUGCUCGGCAAUGUCACGUUCGCGGACGGCCCCGGCAUUGAGGUGGAGGUGCAGAACCAGAAGGAGCUGCACUCGGUGGCGGCGCUGCUCGGCUUCAACGCACAGGCGCUGCAGCGCGGUCUCACCUCCCGCACCCACAACGUGCGCGGCCAGCUGGUGAAGUCACUGUGUGACGCCAACAUGUCCGGCAUGACGAGGGACUCGCUGGCCAAGGCCCUCUACUGCCGCACGGUGGCCACGAUCGUGCGGCGCGCCAACUCGCUGAAGCGCAUCGGCUCCACGUCGGGCACGCUCAGCUCGUCGGACGACUCGCACGUGCACCUGGACGCCCAGUCGGCGCACGCGUCUACCGUCGGCACGGCCGGCAGCCGCGCCAGCAAGAGCAUGAGCGUGCUGAACUCGGCCGUGCGCCACGCCACCGACGGCUUUAUCGGCAUCCUGGACAUGUUCGGCUUCGAGGAUCCCAAGCCGUCGCACCUGGAACACCUGUGCAUCAACCUGUGCUCGGAGACGAUGCAGCACUUCUACAACACGCACAUCUUCAAGUCGAGCCUGGAGUCGUGUCGUGAGGAGGGCAUCACGUGCGAGGUGGAGGUGGAGUACGUCGACAAUGUACCCUGCAUCGACCUCAUCAGCUCGCUGCGCACCGGCCUGCUGUCGAUGCUGGACAUCGAGUGCAGCGUGCGCGGCUCGCCAGAGACCUACCUGCAGAAGGUGCGCGUGGCGCACAAGAACAACGGCCGCCUGCUGGAAGCGCGCGCCACCCAGCCCGGCUGCUUCGGCGUGCAACACUACGCUGGCACGGUGGUCUAUACGGCCGCCGACUUUCUCGACACGAACAAGGACUGUGUGCCGGACGACCUGGUGUCUGUAUUUCACAAGCAGAACUGCAGCUUCGGCUUCGCCAGCCACCUGUUCGGCUCGGAACUGAAGGCGCUCUACAGCCAGGAGACGGUGCCGCGGGGCGUCAGCUUCCGCAUCAGUCCCACCAGCCACACCGACCUGCAAAACGGCGACGAGCCGGUGUCGACGCUGACGCAGGACUUCCACACGCGGCUGGACAACCUGCUGAGGACGCUGGUGCACGCCAAGCCGCACUUCGUCCGCUGCGUCAAGGCCAACGGCGCCGAGGAGCCGCUGGCGUUCGAGCGACCCACGGUCAUGCGCCAGAUCCGCGCCCUGCAGCUGCUCGAGACCGUCAACCUGAUGGCGGCCGGCUAUCCCCACCGAAUGCGCUUCAAGGCGUUCAACACACGCUACCGGCUGUUGGCGCCCUCUAAGCUGUUGCGCCGCACCGAGGAGAAGGCUGUCGAGGACUGUCGUCUCAUCCUGGAAAGUUUCCGUGCGACGCUGGCGCCAUCUAUUGUGCAACAGGAGAACGUCAGCACCGGCUGGGCGCUCGGCAAGCGGCAUAUCUUCCUCACUGAGGGUGCGCGCCAGCAGCUGGAGCAGCUGCGCGAGCAGAUCCGGCGUCGCGCCGCCGUGCUCGUGCAGAGCGCGUGGCGCGGCUGGCGCGUGCGCCGCCGUUGGCCGCAGAUGCGCCGCAACAUGGAGCACCGGCAGCGUAACAAGAGCGGCCCGACCCGGCCGCGGCCGCAGCCGAUCGCAGGCACGCCUCCGCCGGACGCGCUGGACCGCUGUGACCAGAAGACGAUCCAGCAGACGUGCUCGCUGUUCGGCCUGGACCUGGAGCGGCCACCGCCGCUGCCGCGGGCCCGCUCCUACACUGUGGCCGGCAACAAGAAGAUGGGCUAUCCGCAGGGGCGCAUCAUGAAGAUGACCUUCCCUGAGGGCGGCGGCGAGGUGACGCUGCUCAAGGGCGAGAAGGUGGUGGUGGUGGGCGCGGCCACCCGGCGCGGCCACCUGCUGGUGCAACAUCCAGCCGGCACCGUGGCUGUGCCUUACCAGUUCAUGGAGCUGAAGCCGCUGCCGCUGCCCACCUGACGGACCGCUGGACGCUGUCGACCGCUGCCUCGUGCGGGCGCGCCGGCCGCUACGCACGGCCGGCCGCUGGCAGGCGCUAACGCGUGGUGACGUCACCGUGGCCUCUGACGUCACGACGACCGCCGACCUCUGGGCGUCGCUGGCUCGUGCGGGACCGCUGGUUGUGUUGGCCGGCCCGGCACUCUAAGGGACGGUCAAUGUCGCACUGCUGCACUGUCGCACGGCACACUGUCGCGGAAAGGGGGGCGCUGUCUGUUCGGAGCGAGGCGCCGAGAAGAACGGCGCCUGUUAUGCGGUGGCUUGGCAUGAAGCUUUGGCUGAUGUGCUGCGAAAUGGUCUCUGCUUUUGCGUCUGGGUCCGAUAUAUUUUAUGCACUCUGACAACCUGUGUCACAGGUUAGUGAGUCUUUCGACCCUCUGUCUGCUAACUCUAUCGCCAGUCCGAUGCGGAACCUUGCCACAAAUUUUAACUCAAAUAUUCUACUAUCACGAUGUUUUCAUUUCAUUCCGUGGCGGUUUCUUCUCACAGGACAUCGAGCAGUGUGCACGUUGUGAGAUGCUGACCGUUCCUUCGAACCUCGCCAAUGCUAUUCUUCCCCGAAGUGACCGGGCGGUCCCAGGGAGCCGACAAUACUCAGUGCAAGGCUCUACCCUAGUGAUGACAUCCAGCCUCUGGAGGCAGCCGUUGACUGUACAGAUUGUAGCCACACUGUGCCAAAUCAAUAGUUCAACCGCGCCGCGCUCGUAAUGACGCCCAGAGUCGGGCCCGCUGAAUUCAGUGUGCCCAGCAACGAGCCCAAGUGCCAAGGGGACUGCGCUCGUGGUGCGUUCGACUGCGGCUGGUGCGGCUGGUGCUCUGUGGUGCCGCUGGCACCAGUGGCACCGCUGUGCGCCCAUUAUCCUCCGGUAUAUUGUUCCACACUGUGUGCAGGGUGACGCGUGUUUUGUGGCGCGGGCGAGUGUGGACGUGUGUGUGUUAUGCGUGUUUGGCGUCAAACACAUGUUGCCUGAGGUUUGCUCAACAGUGUAGAUGCUUGCUGUAAAUAUUUUAUUAUUUUAUUGUCUGAGCAUUACUAAAGCUUCUCCCACACACUUGACACGUGGUGGGUAUGGCAUAAAGGUGUAAUUGAACCGAACUGAUUCCGUCCUGUUACUUGUGCGUGAAAAGAGCAGAUCAAUCCUGCAUGUUUGAAGGCAUGGGCAGCCCGAGCCUGAGUAAGAACCACAUCGUUCCUUUACGUGUGUCAUCUGCAGUAAUAUGUAUUUUCAUGUUGUUAAUAUAGCUGCAGCGAUGUUGUACAAAGCUUGUUUACAAGCGAAACGGUAAACUAGUCUACCAACACUUCGCUGAAAUAUUGGAUUACCGUCCAGACUAAUUAAAUCAAAUGACGCACAUUCAAUUCCAGCAUAACGGACGAUGCAUGAACUGCAGGGCAAGGAACAUCGCCGGCCAUUGUCUUCAUCCGGUCAUAUUGUGGCACGCAAUUUAAACAUAUAUAUAUAUAUAUAUAUAUAUAUAUAUAUAUAUAUAUAUAUAUAUAUAUUCGCCAGCAGCUAUCGCAUUGGUGCGAUCAGCGCGGGCCUGCAGCUGCGAGCAGAAGCUAUUUCUGAGCAUGGCGGGAGUUAAAUGGCGUAGUAUCGGUAGGCCGCGUCGGAGUGAAAAAAAAAACGGGAUCAUACUUAUCCCAUGCUGAAGAAAAUCCUCCGCAGCUUCGCCGCAGGGAAUUGUCCACCAUCAAACCACCUAGCUACCAUCUUGAAUCGCCUUCAUUGACCUUGUUGAGGUCGUUCAAGGACGCCGUGCCGCGUGUUGCUGGAAUAUGGUCUUGUUAGUGCUUGUCAGCAUGCAGACGAGAUAAAACCCCACAGAGCAUUGCAGUCGCAGCAAAAAGCACCAAGCUCUUCUCAAACACCUAGUCUUUACACGGAAUCAAGUCCACCUAGCCAGUGGCUUAAACCAAUUCUGGCGAAAGGACCAUGAUAGCUUUUAGAUUAUCCAAAUCCUCUUGUGUUGCGCCUCAGCAAUUUGCUUUUGUUCUCUCCUCCACCAGGAGCCGUUUGAGCAUUUUUGCCCCGCAACCAAUCUGUGCGAGCGAAUCAUUUACUCGAUUGAGCAUU
Pollicipes pollicipes is the source of this 4564-nucleotide messenger RNA. RefSeq names its product myosin-I heavy chain. Gene Ontology annotation, biological process: actin filament organization. Gene Ontology annotation, cellular component: cytoplasm; membrane; actin cytoskeleton. NCBI's taxonomy places the organism in Eukaryota, Metazoa, Arthropoda, Thecostraca, Pollicipedomorpha, Pollicipedidae. Gene Ontology annotation, molecular function: ATP binding; actin filament binding; cytoskeletal motor activity. The record is from RefSeq and is a predicted model, not a curated record.